Molecule: messenger RNA, 2519 nt
Organism: Myotis daubentonii (Daubenton's bat)
Lineage: Eukaryota; Metazoa; Chordata; Mammalia; Chiroptera; Vespertilionidae
Gene: ARL6IP6
Product: ARF like GTPase 6 interacting protein 6
Source: RefSeq, a predicted model, not a curated record
CUCCUCCUGCCUGGGGGUCGUGCUCCGGCCCAGGGGUGUCCAACCUCUCCUCGAGCCCCAUGGCACCUGCCCAGCCCCACCUCGCACGCCUGCGCACCCCUGCGCGCCGGGGCCGGGUGGUGCAGGCCGUGGAGAGACCCGGCCGUUGAUUGGCUGCUGCGCGCUGGGGGCGGGGCGGGUGGGAGAUGCCCGUCCUCUGCGCGGCUCGGGGUCUUUCCCGCCAUGUCGUUCGUGGAGAGCGCGAAGCGCUCCUCUGUGCUGCGCCGUCGCCGCGGCACCCCCGUCCCUUUCGCUCGGCCGAGGUUAUCCGCCUUGACUCAGGGGGACAGUUGGGGUGAAGGUGAAGACGACGAGGAGGGAUACGACCAAGUAGCCCGCGACCUGCGGGCGGAACUGUCCGCGGGGGCGUCGUCGGAGCCUAGAAAGGGCGCGCUGCUCCCGCCGGAGAAGGACGGCUCUCCCGUCCUGCCAGACAAACGCAACGGCUUCUUCUCGGCGGAGGCGCGCAGCCCAGCCCGGGCGCGGCGGUGGCCGGUGCGGGUCCUCUCGAUUCUCUGUGCGCUGCUGUUUGCCGUCCUCCUCGCUUGCCUUCUCGCCAUCGCCUACCAGAUCGUGAAAGACUUACAUGCUGAGAAUUUGAAGAAUGAAGAUGAUGUUGACACGGGGCUAUUAGGAUUCUGGACUCUACUUAUAAUAUCCCUAACUGCUGGGUUCUCCUGCUGCAGCUUUUCUUGGACAGUGACUUACUUUGACUCUUUUGAGCCAGGAAUGUUUCCUCCUACUCCUCUUUCACCUGCCAGGUUCAAGAAACUUACUGGACAUUCUUUCCACAUGGGCUAUAGCAUGGCAAUUUUGAACGGCAUUGUAGCUGCUCUUACUGUUGCAUGGUGCCUCAUGUAAACCUGCACUGAAACAGUAUUCUUGGCAAAGCUUAGUCAUGAUUGCUUUGUAGUACCAGGGAAGAAGAUUAUUGCCUACUCAGAAGACAAGAAACCUGCUGUUCGUUAUGUGAUUCCGAUGUCUGCCAUAUCAUCAUUAUGGAGGAUCUUUUUAAGCAUCGUUCUUCAACCUAGGCACUGGGUUAUCUGAAUAUUAAGUUUCAAGUUGUUUCUUAAAAUUGUAAGAUGUUUACCUUAUCUCUUUUGUGUGUGUUAUUUUUCUAAGCUGUAGAGAGCAUUUUAAUGGAAAUCAAACUGGAAAACUUGAAUACAGCAUAUACCUUCCCAUGUGUAUACUACAUUUUUCCUAAGGAAUGCUGAUAAUACUGUUUGAGAUAGAUAUAUCUUAAUUAUUCAUUAUGUCAGGAAAGCAAACAAUGCCCACUACUUUGACAUUUUAUAGAAGCUACUUUUAAAUCUAAAUAUUUAGUUUUUUUAUAUUCAUAUCAUCAAUAGAAGGUGCGUUUAUAUAUUUUAAUGGUGCAUAGUUUCUUGUGUGUUUUUAUUUACAUAUUUCCUACCACAUUAAAUUUGUAUGUUUUAAAAAUUGUUACAUCUAGACAAAUAUAAAUGUUACUCUUUAGCUGGCGCAAACCUAAUACCUAACGUUUUUAAAUAUGGUUGUUUUUUGUUUUUUUUAAUUGAUUUUAGAGAGAGUGGAAGGUAGAGGGAGAGAUAGAAGCAUCAAUGAGACAGAAACAUCAAAAUUGAAGAGCUUGCUUCCUGCAUGCCCCCUAAUGCAGAUUGAGCCAGCAAACCUGGGCAUGUGCCCUGACCAGAAAUCAAACCUGUGACCUCUUGGUACAUGGGUCUGUACUCAACCACUGAGCCACACCAGGCAUAAAGUAUUUUGUCUUUAAGCAAAAAAAAAAAAAGGAUAUUGACCUUAGUUUAAAAUUAAGUAAACUCAUUUUUAACAAAAAGUCUGAAAAAAGGUAACUUACACAAGCCAUUAAAUAGUGAGAAAUUUGAAGCUAUUCACUUUGUUUCCACAAUUUCAAAUAUUUAUCCUGGUGUAUAUAUGGUUACUUGAACAGAACUGAUUUAUUUUGUUUUUAAUAAAUAUUAACCCUUGCUAGCAAGCACUAACAACUAGCGGAACUUUAAAUGAUACAUUUUAUAUCAUUGUACCUAAUAAAAACUUUUAAAAAAUAAAUAUUAACCUAGCAUUUUUAUAUUAGAAAUUCUUGAACUAGUUGGUUUUUUAUCUCAAAAAAAUUUAGUCACCAAAAUAGAAAAGGUAUUUUGAUACAGUGUAUGUAUAUGUAUAAUUUUCUAUAUAUACUUUUAUAAUUUUCCUAUUUAAAUGUUCUAUAAUUGUUUUUGUUUGUAUAGUAAUUAAGUCUUAAUUGUUCCCACUUCCUUUCUAAAUAUCUGUUUAGAAAGUCAUUUCAAUUUUUAAAAGAUGAACUAUUUAAAAUGCUGUUUUCCCUACCCAUAGAAAAACUUAUAUUUAGGAAAGCAUUGUAGAGUAAGUAAAACUGGUUAUUCAGACUAAAUGUGAAGUGAAUGUGUGUGGUCUUGUUUCGGUUAUCUGCUGAGUUUUGUUACUGAAUAAAUGAUUUAAUGUUGUUUCUAAAA